AUGCAGACCAUCAAGUGUGUAGUCGUCGGAGACGGUGCCGUCGGAAAGACGUGUCUUCUUAUCUCGUAUACAACCAACGCCUUCCCGGGCGAAUACAUCCCCACAGUGUUUGACAACUAUUCGGCAAACGUCAUGGUCGACGGUAAACCCGUCUCUCUCGGUCUCUGGGAUACUGCGGGUCAAGAAGACUACGACCGGUUAAGACCGCUCUCGUACCCGCAAACCGACGUGUUCCUCGUGUGCUUUUCACUGGUGAGUCCACCUUCGUUCGAAAACGUUCGAACCAAGUGGUGGCCCGAAGUGUCGCAUCACGCUCCCAACAUUCCCACCAUCCUCGUGGGAACCAAGUUGGAUCUGCGCGAGGAUCCAGAGACGAUUGCCAAGCUGCGCGAUCGCAGGAUGCAGCCUAUCACGUAUGCGCAGGGCAAUCAGAUGGCGAGGGACAUUCACGCUACCAAGUAUUUGGAGUGCUCUGCACUCACCCAGAAGGGAUUGAAGGGCGUAUUUGAUGAAGCGAUCAGGAGCGUUUUGGCUCCUGCACCAGUCAAGAGUAAGAAGAAGAACAACUGUAUGAUUCUUUAA
Molecule: messenger RNA, 582 nt
Organism: Mycosarcoma maydis (corn smut)
Lineage: Eukaryota; Fungi; Basidiomycota; Ustilaginomycetes; Ustilaginales
Product: Rac1 GTP binding protein
Exons: 2
Coding region: 1-582 (193 amino acids)
Biological process (GO): regulation of cell shape; cortical cytoskeleton organization; regulation of actin cytoskeleton organization
Cellular component (GO): cytoskeleton; cytoplasmic vesicle; cell cortex
Molecular function (GO): GTPase activity; GTP binding; protein kinase binding
Source: RefSeq, a predicted model, not a curated record